UAUUUUUAUUUUUGAAAAUUUUAAGAAGAUUGCGAAUUCGGGAGAUGUUUCUGUUUUAAGAUGAAUGGAAGUGAUGCAAAAAAUGAUACAGACGGUGAUUCUUCCAUGGCACUCUGUUCUAAAUUAGAAAAAUUAGUUGAUAGCAUUCGGUUCUAUGAGUCUAAACUUGCUAACUUAAGAGAUGGCAAUGUGGAUGCAAAAAGCCUUUCAGAAGAUGGGGACCCUAUAGAGGAUGCCAAGCAGGAAAUGUCAGAUGAAGUAAUUGGGGCGAAGCUCAAAGUUCUGUAUGCACAAAAGAAAGCUAUUUGUGUGCAUCUAGCGGCUGCUCAGUCUCGAGAAAGGAGAUCUUCCGACGAAGUCAAAGCACUUAAGCACAAAUUACGCAAAGCAAUCUUAAGGGAAGCCGAAAUGGUGAUGACUACUCUCAGUGACUGUAGUGGUGAUCUUUAUGGAGUUUGCUCAGAACCCAUUUCUGGUUUCAGAUUUGGAAACCCAUCUAAAGAUUCUCUGUUUCAUGCUGUUGUUAUUGAUGAAGCAGCUCAAGUAUAUUUCUUCAUUCUAUCCUACAUGUUGAUCUGUUGGUUGUUUAUUUAUUUAUUUUUAACACUGAACCAGAUUUUGGUUUUAUGAACCCUACUCUGCUGAUUUUGCUUUCUUGUUUACAAAUUUAAGCUCUUGAACCGGCAACUCUGAUUCCUCUACAGCUUCUAAAAUCAAAUGGAACCAAAUGUAUUAUGGUUGGUGAUCCAAAGCAGCUUCCUGAGACGGUUCUUUCUAAUGUUGCC
Molecule: messenger RNA, 785 nt
Organism: Magnolia sinica
Lineage: Eukaryota; Viridiplantae; Streptophyta; Magnoliopsida; Magnoliales; Magnoliaceae
Exons: 2
Coding region: 61-630 (189 amino acids)
Source: RefSeq, a predicted model, not a curated record